UCCUAAUUGCAGCGCGCCCCGCCACUCCCCCGCGCACGCACCGAAAACCCUAACUUUUCCGCCGCCCAUUAUAUUCCGUUAGGAGUCGCCGCCGACGCUGCAACCCUCUCGUAUCGUCUCUCUCUUUUCUUGGGUCAGGGUUCCCGCCUCGAUCCGAAGAAAUGGCGGUUCCGUUGCUUGCGAAGAAGAUCGUUAAAAAGCGUGUCAAGAAGUUUAAGAGGGCCCAGAGUGACCGCAAGAUUUCCGUCAAGCCAAGCUGGCGUAGGCCCAAGGGUAUUGAUUCUCGUGUGAGAAGGAAGUUCAAGGGAUGCACUUUGAUGCCCAAUAUUGGUUAUGGAUCUGACAAGAUGACCCGGCAUUAUCUGCCCAACCGUUUCAAGAAGUUUGUGGUUCACAAUGUCUCUGAGUUAGAGUUGCUUAUGAUGCACAACAGGACUUACUGUGCUGAAAUUGCACACGAUGUCUCUACAAGAAAGCGCAAGGAGAUUGUAGAGCGAGCUGCACAACUUGACAUUGCUGUUACGAACAAGCUUGCGAGGCUCCGCAGCCAGGAGGAUGAGUGACCUAGUUCUGGAAAUUUCAACUUUUAUAGUAAUGGACUAUUUUGGUUUUGGUUUUCUUUCUGUAGGGUGCUAUCCUCUAGGCAACAGAUCGUUUUGAGGUUUACUUGUUUUAAAUGACUGAACAUCAUUUCCCACCAGUGCCUGAUUGUUGCUCUCACUUUUAUGUUUAUGCACUCUUCUGUAACUGUUGUUGAUUGUUGAUCAUUAGGUUGGAAGCUAUUUGACGUUCUGCUCAUGAUCAUUCAGG
This is a messenger RNA of Phoenix dactylifera (date palm), 810 nucleotides long. Its product is annotated as large ribosomal subunit protein eL32z-like. Gene Ontology annotation, cellular component: ribosome; cytosolic large ribosomal subunit. The record is from RefSeq and is a predicted model, not a curated record. Gene Ontology annotation, molecular function: structural constituent of ribosome. Gene Ontology annotation, biological process: translation. Lineage: Eukaryota; Viridiplantae; Streptophyta; Magnoliopsida; Arecales; Arecaceae.